CUUGAUGUUUCAAGUUAUUUUACGCAAAACUUGUAUGAAGACAACACACUAUUCAACCAAUUUUUUAAAGCCAACAGUACAGAUGAGCAACUGACAAUUCUAAAGAAAAUUUUAGAAACCAUCCAAAAUGAUAAUAACAUUGAAAGGUCUAUUCAGUUCCUUGUGGUGGUUUUCUUCCAUGCAGAAGCUAGGCACCCUAUAAAAUGCUUUUUGAUGAGAUACAUAACCAAGAAUGUGUCUCUCCAGCCAUCAUUCUCCAGCACUCUAGCCACCCAAAUUAAAUUCUCCAUAGACCACAAACAUGAAUACAAGAAAUACAUAGAAGUAGUAUCCAAGAUUGCUAUAUGUAUAGAAAACUUUCCAGCAGGCACCAUGGCAGUCAAGAUGUUAGAAGUAUUGUUGAUGGAGUAUUUGCAAAAAUGCUUGCAAUGCUGUGUUGUUGUUUUGAGAAUCACCAAAACACUAUCCCCAACAGAAAAGAAUGAAAUAUUCAACCUUGCUCAUUCAGCAUUACGGUUACUUCUCUACAUAGUGCAAAAAGUCAAUUCUCCAUCAGAAUUAAACCAUAUUUUUGAAGAUGUAAGGGUGUGUUUAAAAGGGCUGAUGUUCGAUGAUGAUGUGCCUAUGGACACAAAGUCACUUUGUGGAAUUUUGUAUUUGAAUAUGCAAUUGUUGGAAAAUGGUGCCAAUUCGUGGAUGGACAUAUUAGAACGUCAACCAAAUGAUGAUAAUAUCAACUCUUUGCUAUCCAAUGAAGCAUCACAGCUGUCUCUAUUCUCUGCAAUAGCUACUGUAAUACCAAUGGAUUUAUUACGACAUGGAAACAUUCAAGGGGAAGUGCCCAUUAUCGUUUUGUGUAAAAAGAUUCUCGAUAUUGGAGAAAGAAGUUCAUCCGAAUCAAUAUUCAUCCUAGGCGUAACACGAACUUUACAACAGAUAAGCAAACACCUCUGCAACGUAACCGAUACUGACGCGGGCCUUAUGUUAGUGGAGCACUUGCUGACAUUUGUGUGGGCUUACUUGGAACACUACAUGGACAGUGUCAGACAUUUAACCAGUCAAAUACUGGGCAAUAUUGUUAGGUAUUGCGCUAGGUUGAAAAGAGAAGGAGAAGCCAAAGCCCUAUCUAAUCUAUUCUCAAAGCUAAGUUCUCUUGAUAAAACCCGCAAAAGCUACUACUUAAGCCUAACGUCACUCGUCAACGAGCUCGGAGCGGUCGCUAUCAUAGAGGCAUUGCCGAAUGUUAUUGUUGAUGUUAUACAAGCUUUGAACGUGCAGGCCGUACAAGCCAGCGCGACAACAACUCUUGAAACUCUACUCCAAAGUCACGCUCCCCACUCAGACACACAGACGAUAUAUGUGCAAUGGAUUGAACCCAUACUUUCGUACGUAUCCUCAAACAGCUCUGAUUCAGGGGUGCUUAAUAUAUUGGAGAAUUUACUGGCAAAAGCUGUGAGGCUGGAUGAAAAUGUUAUGACUUAUAUUAUGCCCUAUAUAAAACGUUGUGCCACAUCGUCACACGACCUAAAAUGCAUCCUUAUGUUACUAAACGUAACUCGCAAGUCGGGCGUGACAGGGAAUUUCUCAGUUGCGGACAACGAUACGGAAUGGAAAGGCGUUAUUGGCUAUGACGUGUUGGAUUUAGCUGCGGUGGAUGCUUGUGAAGAGACUAGAAUCCUCUCGCUUUCUCUAAUAGUGGAAUCCCCGAAAUCCACCGAAAUCUUCACCCGUGAAGAGCUCAAUUUUGUAUUGAACUAUUUAAAAUACAAUAUCAAUGCGCAAGCGCCUAACCUUAGACAGCUCACACUCUCUAUGAUGAAAAAGUUCAUAAAGCGCCUAGAAGAUAGUUACAAGCACCACCUUAAACAAUCAUCGGAAAAUUACUACAUUCUCUUCGUAGAACGCUUGCGUGCAUUUUGUUUCGAAUGUUUGACGCCGGGUGCAAACUACAGCCGGCGCUUCGUUGCGCUGCAAGUACUCUCGUGGUGCGAGGCUUUUAGUUUCUACGGGUAUUCCAGGACCUGGAAGCCUGUGUACAUAGAAAAACUGUUGUUACAUUUAGAAGAUAGCUACGAAAACAAUAAAGCAUUAGCGCUAGAGAUAUUAGGAAAAUGUCCCACAGAUAUUUUACAAAACAACACCUACUCUAUGUGUCUACUAUUGAAAGACAUAAUUAAACAAGCAUCUGCCUUAAAACCUACAGAGUGCAUCUCGGCGUCCUACAAAUUGAGUCUACUCGUUAAUAAGUUACCAGAUCACAUUCUACAAGGAGAGAAAAACACAACUCCAGAACUAGUAUAUCUAGUUGUAUUACGGCAUCUUCAGUCCGUAUUAAGAACUGAACUCGAAAUAUGCCAAGCAAGCGUAAUAAACGCCUGUGCUAAGGCACCGAUGUACGGCGUCUUGCAUUGCAUGAGGCGGAUCGUGACGUCAUUUGAUGCCGACGCAAUUUCAACCGACCAGGAAUGGCGGGAGAUGAUAGACGACAUAAUAGAAGAUUGCAUAUCGGUGAACGCAGCAGUUGCGUGUGUCGUUAAUAAUUCUUCGCCGGAAGGGCAUCUGCCUAUGGACAUGAGCGGCGUUAACGCUCAUCUUCACGAAGGAGGAGUACGGCUUGAAGACGGACGACAAGUGACAGCGCAAAUGGUGCUGUUGUGCGCAUGGAGAUCCGUCAAAGAGGUAUCCCUGUUGCUCGGCGAGAUGUCCUCCCGUCUCACGAUUGCAGGAGAAAAACAUCCUGAAGGAACUUUGUCAGCAAGGCAAAUGUUGACAAUCGGGGAACAUUUCACCAAGCUGUUGGCCGAGACGAAACAUCGCGGCGCCUUUGAACAGGCUUAUGUUGGAUUCACAAAAUUGUUAACACGCCUCUGGCGUUGCCGAAGCCCUGAACUGCACGAGCUUCCCCGCACGUGGUUGAAUGACCUGAUGCUGGCUAUUGCAUCGGGGGAAAAGAAAGGCACACUAUGUGCUACCCGCCGUAGCGCAGGGUUGCCCUUUAUGAUACAGGCUCUAGUAACAACCGAGCUACAAAUUCAAGGCAACCCGAAAUGUUUCCACCAGUGCAUGACGACAUUGCUCCGUCUCGCUCGCAACACUCCUCAACCUAUACCCGACAGCGAGACAGCGAUAGAGACGAGAACUCACGCUAUUAACAUAUUAAGAGCCCUGUUUAGAAACUCUAUGUUGGAAGAGAGUGUGAGUGGUUAUGUAGGGGAAGGACUGCUGGUUGCUUUGCUAGGAUUUGAGGGGAGCACUUGGAUGGAACGCAACUCCUCAACGUUGCUGUUCAGCGCAUUAAUGGUACGCAUCUUUGGAGUCCAACGUUCACGAGACACAGAGAAUCUCAGCACCCGAAACCGGAUGACCGGCAGGAUAUUCUUUCUCAGAUACCCGAUGCUUUAUGACUUUAUGCUUGAAAAGCUGAAUGAAGUAAGCAGCAGCGACGACACACAAAUACUUCGGCCAUCUUUGUACCCGAUUUUACUGCUUUUGGCUAGACUGUACCCGUCCGCCUUGGAAGGCACUGUUUCUAAUUUAAAGCUGGUAGCGUACAUCCCUCACGUCCUAGCAUGCGCUAAAAGCAGUGUUCUCAAAACGCGACAACUCGCCGCCAAAGCGUUGGUGCCCUUAAUAUCACCCGAACAAUAUGUGACACACUUGGAAACUAUGAUAGAUUUAAUAAGUGAGAAGAAUAUUAAACGCAAUUAUUGCCAUGGAAUUUUAUUGCAGCUGUUAAAACUGUUAGAUGCUAAACCACACGACCUAUUGAUAGACGAACAAAGCGAACAUCGUCUUGAAAACAAAAUAGCGCAAACAACGUGGAUCCUAGAACAGGCGACGAGGAACAUGCCCUGUUACUUACUCGCCGAGGAGUAUGUGAAGGUCAUCAAUCUGGUUAUUUGGAGUUCGUCGGAUAACAAUGAUGAGACGAGAGGCGUUGUCGUUACCUUCUUGGAACUGAAUUUCAAUAGCUUAUUCAAGAUGAAUUUGGACGGUUUAUCCGAAGAGGAUCAGUUCGAAUAUAAGUCUACCCUCUUCGCAACGCUAAUAACUACCCUCGAAGAUGAUGAUUCAUCCCUCCGUCAACGCACAUCGAAUACAAUCACGCAAGCCUCUGUGGUCUCCAGUCGCGCUGCAGAGGUAUUAAGAAACAUGGUGGACGAUGAUGGUGUGUUCGUGGUCCUCGCCUUGUUGGACUUUAGGUCCGAAGUUUGUAUUAAUGAUGAUGGUAAUGAUGAGUGCCGAGUGUUUGACCAAAACGAAAGAUACAAUAUAUACCUCGAAGAAACAAUAUGGACGAAUGAAUGUGCUCGCCAAAUCAAAGAAAGAAACAAAUCAAAUCACAACAUCGUCGAUUACGUACUUAAGAUAAUACACAAUCAUAUAUAUGAAAGAACUUUGCAGAAACUAUGUGGUAGAAAUGUUAUUUUGUUUGAGAAAAUGUGUAAUAAUCAAACUAUAAACAGGGUUGAUAUAAUGAACCCGAAAAUAAGGUUAUUUGUUAAUUGUUUACAUUCAUUUCAGUGACUAAUGAAGUUAUAUGUCAUGCCGUGGACAUUGUCACUUACUCUUACUUGUGUUACUCGAAAAAUAUAA
Hyposmocoma kahamanoa is the source of this 4596-nucleotide messenger RNA. RefSeq names its product thyroid adenoma-associated protein homolog (gene THADA). NCBI's taxonomy places the organism in Eukaryota, Metazoa, Arthropoda, Insecta, Lepidoptera, Cosmopterigidae. Gene Ontology annotation, biological process: tRNA methylation. Bases 214 to 4527 code for a protein of 1437 amino acids. The transcript is spliced from 27 exons. Gene Ontology annotation, cellular component: cytosol. The record is from RefSeq and is a predicted model, not a curated record.